AGCUGUAUUGAACGGACAUCUGUGUCUGGCUUUGUUACUCUCAUUUUCCCCUUUUCCAGUGUUUCUUUAAUUAAAACCCUAAUCCGUUUUCUGCUUGCUUAUUUUCCUGCUGAAUUAAAAACCUUGCUUCAUUGUUUGUGUUUAGUCUCAGUAACUUUUGGGAUUUACAGUGGUCAGUGGAUGCCCUCAGAGAAUUGGGCAAACGGUGACGAGUUAGAGCUGGUUAAUGACGAUGGGUUCGUCUACAAGCGUCGGAAAAGGUCUCAACUUGACCCGACCGUUACCGCUGCUCCGAAGCUACCAGAUCCAGCGGUUGAGAAGAAGAAUCGCCUGGAAAGGAAAAAAAGGGCGCUGCUGAAAAUAAAAGAGAAAUAUGAAAAAGAGAUCCAACAGUGGGAACUUCUAUCAAACACCCUGAAGGCAAUGCAGCAAAAUGCAGAAACUCAACAACAGGAAACUGCCACAAAUUCGCCUGACCCGCCGGCCACGUCAUCUGAUCCGACUUGCCUGCCACCUGUUGAUCAGCUUCUUAUUCAGGUUGAAGCACAGGAGGCAGUAAUUGGCAACAUAUCUAAACUGUGUGACAUUGUGGAAGCCUUCUGUGAUGCGCAAGAAGAAAAGAAGAAACAGUCCGUGUUGGACCUCCCAAUUUGGGCACACACACCUAGUGACCUCAUUUCUUCAUUAUGUGAAGAUUGAGUGAGUCUGUCUGUAAGCUUGUGGAAAGCAAAAAAAGAUGUCACUGUAAAUUCAAUUGUUCCCAUAGGGUUAGUUGUUCAAUUAGGAGGCAGGCUUUACAGCAAGUUGCUACUGGUGAAGUCUCUUUGGAGUAGUAUGAUAGCUUCAUUUUAGUUAUUGCUUAAAACCUAACAUGAUUCAAGUUACGCUAUAUUCUAUUUGAGAAUGAUUGUAAUUACAAACGACCAAGUCUGUUCAGUUUGUUGCGUAAGCAUUGAAAGAAAGAUUGCAAUGUUC
Molecule: messenger RNA, 975 nt
Organism: Lycium ferocissimum
Lineage: Eukaryota; Viridiplantae; Streptophyta; Magnoliopsida; Solanales; Solanaceae
Exons: 3
Coding region: 181-699 (172 amino acids)
Source: RefSeq, a predicted model, not a curated record